UUAGCGCUUUGAAGAGCGAAAUGCCGCCCGAACUGAUGAAAAAUCGCGACUGGAAAGCACCGUCGGAAUAAACGAUUUCGCGAAAUUGUCGACACAUCGAGUGACGUGCGGAGGUUAUUUCGCUCGUGUUCGAUGUCUGUCACGACGUUUACGCUUACGUGUCGGCGAGAUAAUGUCCCAUUGUAGCAAUGGAAACACAACGUACCGAUUGCGUUUGUGCACAUAACGAACGCCGGUAGAAUAUUCGCGAUUGAUCGCGCGCAAUUAUUCGCGGCGAUUAGCUCGCGCCGAGCUACUGUCAAACUGGAACUGUCAGCGUAUGAUCUUUGAUGGCUGGACUAUUUUUUAAAAACAGAGAAAAGAUCUUGGGUGUUUACGUUGUCAUUCGCGAUAAGAUUAAUAAAGACAAUGGGUACGACGCCGAGUCGCUAUGAAGAUCUCUCCAAGAAUGCGCAUUUGGAGAAGUUUUGCGGCAAGCAAAGCAUACUUGCAAACGACCCAUUCUGGGACAUGUUUCUGUCUUAUCACAUGCGACCACCCAUCACGAGAAACGAUCAAAUAGAAUUGGAUUCCCGGUUAGACGUAUCCUGUCAACAAUUACUUGGAAACAAUUUGGCCACUGGUAAUUUUGGUACCUUGAUACAAGUAGCUCUCAUGCGUAUCAAUGAUCUCCUUGCACCUGUUCAGAAUCAGAAUAUAAUAUCGGCAUGGCAAACGUACAAUGCGCUGUUUGCCGUGAGAUGUAUUUUGAAAUACCUCAUCGAGACUGUCGGUGAGGAACAAAUGCUAAAGCACAUAGAAGCGCCGCAAACGACCGCAGCCAAUGAGGCAAUGUCUUCUUUUAGACUGGAAGAAUUUUUUGAAGCAUUGAUAGAACUCAUUACGGACGUACCUUUGUGCGAUUUUACAUACGUGGUCCAUUUGGAGGCGAUUAAUUGUUUAUUGGUGUUGCUCUCGGUGCAGUUGUUUUCUCAGACUGCGGCCGAGUACAGUGCCGUGUACAGGAUAGCGAUGCACGCGCAUUCGAGUCGGCACGCGCCUGCCGUUGUAUGCACAUUGUUGCACAAUUUUAUUCAGCAGGAGCACGCUCCUCCGGGAUUGCUGACGCAACAACCCGGUGGUAGCAUUGUAUUUAGUAUCGCUGCUGGAUUGUGGAACGUGAUAAGAAUGGGGAUAGGCAGCGGUUCGAAAAAUAUACAGAUCGCGCAUAACGGCGCUGCCGAGGACGAAGAGAAAAAGCGCGAUAUGGAAACUCCGCUCGCUAGUCAAUCUUUAUUACUUCUGUUAGUUCUGACGAAUCAUUGUACCGCUACGCAAAAUCCGUACAGAAACGCGCUUUUCUCCUUUAUAGACAUGGAAGAAAGUGUCCCGCCAGCAAGAGCGUCCGAAAUUUUUAAAAUUAAUUUGAACAAAUUAUAUAACACUAUUUGUAAAAUACCAAACACAGACGAAGUCACGCUUUUGCUAUACAUGCUGUUACACAGGAAUUCAAGUGUGAAGCGGGACAUAAUGAGAAGAAACGACAUACAAUUAUUGGUAACUCCGAUAUUACAAAUAUUAUAUUAUGCGCCGAAUAACACGUCGCAUCACAUUUAUAUGUCCCUCAUCAUUCUCUUAAUUUUAAGUGAGGAUGAAAUGUUUAACAAACGGAUACAUAAAAUUAUGCUUAAAGGAGUAACGUGGUAUACCGAGAGGUCCAUAAGCGAAAUAUCGUUAGGUGGUCUCUUAAUUCUGGUUGUGAUCCGCACAAUACAAUAUAAUAUGUUUAAAAUGAGAGACAAAUAUCUUCAUACAAACUGUCUAGCAGCUUUGGCAAAUAUGUCCGCUCAGUUCACAUCGCUGCAUCCGUAUGUCAGUCAGAGAUUACUAAGUCUGUUCGAAACUUUGGCGAAGAAGCAUACGAGAUUAGAAGCAAAAAUUCGUUCGCAAGCUCAGACAACGACUUCUGACAGUACUUGUAUUGUUAACGUUAAUGGGAACGCAGUUCCUUCUGAAAAUCAAUCUGCAAAUACAGAUUUGAUUCAAGAUUUAACUAUACUGGAAGAGGUUCUCCGAAUGGUGCUAGAAAUUAUAAAUAGUUGUUUAACGCAUAGGCUCGCGCAUAAUCCGAAUCUAAUUUACACUCUUUUGUAUAAAAAAGACGUCUUUCAGCCGUUUAGAAUGCAUCCUGCUUUCCAGGAUAUCGUGCAGAAUAUUGAUUCUGUUAUCAACUUUUUCUCUUAUAAAUUGGAGCAAAAAGAUCAAUCCCAAAUCGGCGUCAGCCAAGUAUUAGCUACCAUACAGCAAGGAACUUCAGAGUGGCCGCAGGAUCGUUUAAGAGUAAGUGGGAAAUUUAAAUUCCCAGAGUUGAAGUUCAAAUAUGUAGAAGAAGAACAACCGGAGGAGUUUUUCAUUCCUUACGUGUGGGGCGUCGUUCGUCAGGCAGCGUUAUUGCACUGGAGCGCGGAGAACAUAAAAUUGUUUUCCUCCAAUAACGCUGAGACAACAAUCAUUGUUUGCUGAUACUGAGAUGAGGGGUGCAUUCUACUAUAAAUAUUCAGAGCGGUGACGUAAAAAAAUAACAAACUCGUAAGUUUAUAAAAAAAAAAACCUGUGUGGACACAGCAAAGAUAUAAAUAAUAUUUUCGUUCGAAUAGCGAAGGAAGAUGGAAAUUCGAACAAAUUUGUAUUAUUAUAUAUUCCAACAAAGACAGUACAUAUAAAUAUUUGAAGUAUUGCACGAUAUCUUCUCUUUAAUCAGAAUAUUGCAAAACAGAACUUUUCUGACAAUUUAUCGUGUACUUUUAUUACGCAAACAAGAACGAAAAUUAUAUUAUGAUUACUUAUAAUUAUUUUUAAUUUUUUUUCUUUUUUUUUAAUUUUCGUGUUUUCACAAGAUUAAAGUAUAAAAUUAGUGUAAAGUACAUAUUUUAUAUCUUCGGAAAUCGAAGCGUGUAUCAUCUCAUUAGCUUUGGGAUAUGUUAUUUAUAUAUUAUUAAUGAUAUAGAAACAUUAUUACAUUAUUAAUGAUAUAGAAACCAAAGUCACGAAAACUAAAAAUGCACGAUGCAUAAUGGAACUGAUUGAAAUUAUUUUGCAUUGAGAAUACUACUAUAUCAUAUUAUAAUAUAUUAGAUAGUAAUUUUGUUAGUAAAAAAAGAAUAUAUAUUUAUCAAUAUUCGCAAUAUGAAGUUACAAUAUAGUUACAAGUAAUAUAAUUUACGGAUGUCUAUAUAAACUUGAAGACUAAAUUCCUUGCAGUGUCAUCUUCCUGCGUCUUAGAAACGAUUUUCUCCAAAAAAAAAAAAAAAAAGAAAUAACUAUAUAUAAAUAUAUAUAUAUAAAUAUAUAUAUAUAUAUGUAAUUCUGGAACUAAUAUCACGUACCGUUUUUCGAGGUAUUAAUGUAGGAACAGAAUGCAAGAUCGAGGCUUUAGUGAGAUAUAUAUCUCAUAUACAUAUAGUAGCCUAAUCGAAGUAGCAUCAAGAUAUAAUUUUGUUUAUCACGUGUUCGCUCGUGUACUUGUAAAUAAUUAUCAAAGAGCAAACCGGAUAAGUUAUAUAAAUUUCUAUCAAUCUAAUUUAAAACAUCAUAUUAUAUUUGUAUAGUAUUGCAACUGUUCGAGCUGUAUAUGUGCAAAUAAUAAUUUUUAUUUAAUACAUCAAACAAUAAACUUCUGAUAUUUAUAAAUAUUUUGCUUCUCUCUUAUUUCCUAUCAAACAGCACAAAGUUCAUUGAAAUGUGAAAAAAAAACACAGAAAGAAAUCGCAAGGAUAAAUAUGAAGAGGUACGGAAGAGAGAACAGAAAUAAUUCAAUGCCCAUUUUUAAUCGGCAGGUCAUUUAAAAAAUGCAUAAAUACAAGAAUAAUCCAUCGUGUGUUUGAUCUCGUUCAAAGAGAAUUCACUUCGGGAGACUGCUUCGCAGUGACCUGCCGGUUACACAAUGGGUCGAUUCACUCGUCGAAUGUACAUCUUUAUUAAACAAAUACAGUUGACGUCUUAAUGUUAUUUAUAAUGUCGUUAUAGAUAAUAUUUCAUUUUUCCUAGCCUGUGCAGCGUGUAUAUGCGGCCGCGCGUGAUCUUGUGUUGUGUAUGUGUGUAAUAGUUUUAUCAUACUAUUGCUAAUACUUCAUUUUUUCUUGUUUUGAACGAUUCUUCUUUCAGUUUGCAGAGUUAACAAGGUAAUUUGACGUUUUCUGUGCGUCGUGGUGCAGACGCGCCGAGUAACUCAGUGUGUCACGUUAAAAUUAAAGACUCGAUUUAAGUCAUAAACAUUGCCUUAGCCAUACGUCACGUUACGGCUUUAAAACGACUGUGCUUAGCAUACAGAUAGUAUUUUUUUUUCUUGUUUAUUUAUUUAAUCAUAAUAAUUAAAUUCCUUAACUGUAUACUAUAUCAUUACUUAAUCUUAUUAGUUAACACACAAUCAAUCUGCGAUGGGAGGGAAUUUAGUCGGCACUUAAUGAGAUAUUUCAUUACGUGCCCCUAGCUAAUCUGUAGUUGAUUAUUUUUUUUUUUUUUUCACUCAUUACACCGUUGCCGUGCAAUUUACCACUUGCUUUUUAAUUUUCAAAACGUCCGAUUGUAAUCGUUUUAUUAUUACGCGCGCCAUUUCUUCAAGUUCUCGUCUUUUUAGAGCGAGCUUUAUAUGUACGAGAUGUAUAUGUACGAGAAAUAAUAACGAGGUCCCGUGAUAAUGAAGAAAACGCGGUGUGUACUUCAUAUUGCACACAUGCGUGAUGAUCUUUUUUACGGCUCGACAGUGCUCUAAGCGCUCAAUUCCAAUAUUAAUUCCGGAGGAAGGUACCGGGAAAAUAAAUCGCUCACGAAAA
This is a messenger RNA of Pseudomyrmex gracilis, 4811 nucleotides long. RefSeq names its product dymeclin. The record is from RefSeq and is a predicted model, not a curated record. The coding region runs from base 409 to 2502 and encodes 697 amino acids. The transcript has 12 exons. Gene Ontology annotation, biological process: Golgi organization. Lineage: Eukaryota; Metazoa; Arthropoda; Insecta; Hymenoptera; Formicidae. Gene Ontology annotation, cellular component: Golgi apparatus.